GUAUGUUUUGACAGGAAUGAGGAAGAUUUGAAUUGUCAGCCAUUUUUGUGCGAAACCUAAACCAAACCAAGCAUUUGCGACGGGUUCCUUAGAUUGACUACCGGGUACGGAAUGAUAGACGGCGAUCUAUCAGAGACAGCGGAAAACGAGUGAAGCUAUCCAUUUUGGAAAGUUUGAUUUCUGGUUUUGGGCUACAUCAUGUCGCAAAGCUUCGUAGGCAAGGACAGUUAUCGUGUGAAAUGUGAGGAGGACAUCUUAAAAAUCCCAGAUCUCAUGACGGCGCGAGAGUUCAUGAAAAGUUGGGGACUCCCGACCAAAGGAAUAAAUAAUACAGAACAGGCCGUGCACAUCCUUGUGGAUCACUGGAAGAAAAAGGAUAAACCAACCAGAGAAGUAAAGAAACAGAUAUCCAAUGGCUUCCAGGAAGCUAUGUCUGAUGAUCAUCGGAAACGGGAAAAACUUGGAAUCAAGAUUGACGAGACGCUUGAACUCUUCAAAAGAUUGCCAAGGCAACAAAAGAGCGACCUUAUACGGUUCAUUCCAGAUCUUGUGCACAAAUGUGAGGUCCGGAAACACGAGCUCAUGUCUCCGGAAUGCACAAUUCUCAUAGCAGGAGAAACAGGCGCAGGUAAAAGUAGCUUCAUCAAUCUCCUGUUAGAGACAAACAUCCUUCCGACCAGUCAACUAGCCUGUACCAGCACGUUCUGUGAGCUCCACAAGAGCAGAGACAACCGCAAGACCGCCACAUUCUAUUACAAGACCAUUGAGGGUAUCAGGGAACAAUCUCCAAGGAAAGUCGACAUCAGCUCAAAGGAAGGUUUAAAGGAACUGCAAGAUGGAAUCACAAAAGUUGAUGAGGUAUUGGAGGAAAGUCCCUACGAGAAAAUCAUAAUCCAAUACCCUUUCCCAUUGCUAGAGGAGGGUAUCGUGUUGGUGGAUACUCCGGGGCUAGGAGAAAGUAAAAGUAUGGUAAAACACGUGGGCAGAUAUCUGGAAAAAUCAUUUGGCUUCAUUUACGUGGUCAACAGUUCCAAUGCUGGCGGAGUGCACGAGGGAAGGCUGAAAGACUUUCUCCGGACUGUCAUCAAUAUGAGUGAAGAAGAAUUGCACCACGACAGCACCAUGUUUAUUUGCAAUAAAUGGGAAACCGUUCCCGAUAAAUAUAAAGAGGAAGUCAGAGACGACACAAUGCGGAAGUUACAAAAGUUCUUCCGGAACAUAACGGAAGAUCAGCUGUUUUUUAUGUCCGUGGAGGAGGCUCAGAAACACUACGCCACACUGGGUAAAAUGUCACCGGAACAACAAACGAUGCUGACUGGGAUACAGAAAUUACUUCCGGCUAGUCUUGAAAAUAAGUUGAACCUUCACUACAGGUUCAUUUCCCAAAUCCUGAAAAGAUCCAUUUAUUCCUUAAAAGUAGCCAAAAACAUGGCGAAAUGUAACAGUAUUGAGAAGCAGAAACUUAUUGACGACAUCAAGGCACGAAUGCAAACUAUCCAAUGCAAGGCCUUGCAAUCAGUGGACGACCUCAGAAGAGGAAUGGAACAUGAAAUCGGAAGUCUGCACAAAAGCUUGACAAGUAUAAUAAACUCUGAUGAAUUCCGAAGAGCUUGCAAAUCAUGGGAUCCGAGAGAGUGUCCAGGGUCAAAGGAUUCCAAGAAACUCAUUCGUGAUGCCUCAGAGCUCAUUGAGAACCGUGUCUGUAUGAACAUAGACAAGUGGGAGAGACAAUACAAAGUGAUAAAGACACUUAAAGAUAGGAUAAUCGCCAAACUGAGAAGGGACUGUGAACUCAUGGAAGACCAGAUUCGAGAGAUAGAAAGUACCCUUAUUGCUGGUGAAAAUGCUAUCAUCCGAGAUCUACACAAAACAAUUAAAGGCGAUCCUCGGCGCAAGAAACCCAAAGACAAGAAGAAAGACAGCAAAAAAGAUGACAGGACUGCUGACCUUAAAGUAAGAUCGCUAGGGGGCGCUGUUAGUAUCGCAGGGAGAUUUGACAGCAGCAAAUCAACCAAGUCCUUUUUCAAAAGCUACAAGAAAAAAUCCCCGGAAGAAAGCAUGGCAGACGCUGUCGAUAUUUACAUUCAAAAUAUUCUUAAUUCCAAAGAACUUUACAAAAAUAUAGAAAUUUUUCUUAUGCGAUAUACAAAAGGCAUAGAUAUGGUGGCUCGCAAAAUUCCAGAUUUUAUUUCAUCUGAUGAGGAAAUGAUAAUGGAGAUAGAAAAACAGCUUCAGGAGUCUGCCGACUGCAUGCACGAAGUCCCAGAACUGAUACGGAGGAGCACUGUCUUGCUUGGACAACUAGACAUGAUAUAUGUAAGUGACAUCAUGCGCAAGGACUAUCGGUUACGAGAUUUGGAGUGGAGCCUCAACUCCAAACUCGGAAGUGGAGCGUUCGCCGAUGUAUACGCCGCCAAACUUCAGCAGGGUCACAAAUCGGAAAAUGUUGCCCUGAAACUGUUCAAAGAUCCAGUUCGUUCUAAUACAGUCAGUGACAUUUUGCUGGAGGAUCGCACGAUGAGGGAGAUGGACCAUCGCAAUUUGAUUCGUUAUUAUGGUUGUACUCUCCAAGUUAAGGACAACGGCAAAUUGUACUGGAUAAUGAUCUUAGAAUUCUGCCAGUGCACACUUAAAGACAGAGUUAUCACCGACGACUAUCAGAAUCCCGGAACAGUUGACGAAGCCUUACAGCUACGCCCCAAAUUAGAAAUGGCUCGAUACGCUUCUCAGCUUUGUCACGGUUUAGAGUACCUCCAUGGAAAGGACUUGGUACACAGAGAUUUGAAACUUGAGAACAUCCUACUUACUAAAAACAACGAUGUAAAAUUAACCGAUGUCGGUCUCUCUAAGCCCCAGGACGAUAUUUCAGGAACUCUCGCGGGAUCUCCAGUUUACAUGGCACCGGAAAUUCAUCUACAGAAAGGAAUCUACAACAGGAAGGCCGACAUUUUCAGCCUCGGUAUCAUGUUAUGGGAAAUGUGGUAUGGCACUGACGCAGCAGACCACAUUUCUGAUGUUCUCGCAAAGAAAGGCUAUAAAGCCUCAGAUCUCGGAUUCUUGUUGGAGAAAGGACUCAGACCGGAAAUGUUUGAGCGUUAUCGUCCGGAUCAGGAGUGGAGUAACCUCAUCAUCCAAUGCUGGACACUGGAGGCGAAGCAACGACCGGAAGCACGCCAUGUUCGCAGAUUCUUUGACGACUUCAUACAUUUGAAUUCAAGAGUGAAAUGACCACAGAGGAGUGAGAGGUGUUCCAAUUCAGGAUUUUAUUUUAAGCUGAGAGUAUUGGAGAUCUCCAGUGACCAUGAUUACAAACAAAAGACUUGGAGUAUACCAAAAUUAAAAUUUCAUUAAAUGCCACUGAUCAUUGACACACAAUAGACACUGGAUCAAAUGUAUAUAUACAAUAGUACCUGGGAACUGAUUAUUGACAUCAGAAACUGUAGAUACACAGUAUUAAAAUAUUAUACAGUUGUACACUAUACUUUGAGUACUUGAUAAUUGAAAUUUCAAAAGAAAAAUAAUAUAU
Saccostrea cuccullata (small rock oyster) is the source of this 3526-nucleotide messenger RNA. RefSeq lists its product as uncharacterized. Gene Ontology annotation, biological process: protein phosphorylation. The coding region runs from base 199 to 3228 and encodes 1009 amino acids. The transcript has 10 exons. The record is from RefSeq and is a predicted model, not a curated record. NCBI's taxonomy places the organism in Eukaryota, Metazoa, Mollusca, Bivalvia, Ostreida, Ostreidae. Gene Ontology annotation, molecular function: protein kinase activity; ATP binding.